Molecule: messenger RNA, 1104 nt
Organism: Colossoma macropomum (tambaqui)
Lineage: Eukaryota; Metazoa; Chordata; Actinopteri; Characiformes; Serrasalmidae
Exons: 5
Coding region: 133-807 (224 amino acids)
Source: RefSeq, a predicted model, not a curated record
CGCCUCAGUGGGAGGUACUACAGCUGGAGCGCAUAUAAAGGAACUGCCGUUCUGCUUGUUUGGUGUGGUAACCGAGACACUUCCAGGGCUUCCAGCGACUCAACAAACUCCUCUCCUUCCUCAAAAGGUACCAUGGCAAAGCGUGCAGCAGUAAUCCUUGCUGGCUGUGGAGUCUAUGAUGGGACAGAGAUCCACGAGGCUUCUGCCAUCCUGGUCCACCUUAGUCGGGCUGGUGUUAAGGUCCAGAUGUUUGCCCCCAAUGCUGAUAUGAUGCAUGUAGUGAACCACUGUGAGGGAAAACCUGUGACAGACAAGCGGAACGUGAUGGAGGAAAGUGCCCGCAUUGCUCGAGGAGAGGUUACCGACUUGGCCAAGCUAACCGUAGCUGACCAUGAUGUUCUCCUCAUUCCAGGAGGGUUUGGAGCAGCUAAGAACCUGAGCGACUGGGCCACCAAAGGAAAAGAGUACUCAGUGAAACCUCUGGUCGAGAAGGUCAUCAAGAGUUUCCACCAGGCAGGCAAGCCUAUUGCCAUGUGCUGCAUUUCUCCAGUCCUUGCUGCAAAGGCCAUCCCCGGCUGUGAGCUCACCGUAGGCCAUGACUGCGAAUGUGAGAAGUGGCCAUACGCCGGUGUGGCCAAGUCAAUGGUGGAGCUGGGCUGUAAGCACGUUAACAAGCAUGUGGGAGAAGUGCAUGUGGAUAAGAAGAAUAAGCUGGUGACUACCAGUGCCUUUAUGUGCAACGCCCCCAUACAUGAGAUCUUUGAUGGACUGGGCGUGAUGGUCACAGAAGUUCUUAAACUGGUCUGAUUUCAUUCAUCUCUGUACUGAUUGCUCAGGCUUAACUUGUGAAAUGUCCUUUGUUGUGUCUAUUAUUUGCAUACUGUCUUGUCUCUUAUUGUGAAGAUGGUAUUUAUUUGUGGUUAUGAAUUUGACUUUAAACCAUAAUUACCUGCAUCUGCAUCUAAAUGUUUUUUUUUUUGUGAUAAUACAUGUCAAUAAAAUAAAUGUUUGUGUCAUUAAUAGGUUGUAAUGAAAUCUCUUUCACUCUCAAUAACAUGAUUUUGACCCUAAAUCAUGUACAAAUAAAUUAGAAAUUAGAAGUUU